Acaulospora morrowiae is the source of this 813-nucleotide messenger RNA. The record is from the annotation of a GenBank genome assembly. Lineage: Eukaryota; Fungi; Glomeromycota; Glomeromycetes; Diversisporales; Acaulosporaceae.
AUGUCAUACUAUUGUUUUGAAACCACGAAAAACCAGCGACUCGUAAGUCCUUACGCUCAGUACGGUCAACCACCUUAUCCAACUUCAAGAUCUGAAAUUGUCGCACAAAUUAUCGCCGAGACGAUUGAUGAAGCCACACAGAUUAAGAUAAAGAAGCACACGACGCUUCCUUUGCCGGAACUCAUCACACCGAGUGUAAAUGUCAGGACCGUCAAGAAUCCGAGACCACAGAACAGCUUCGUGAUUUACCGCAGAAACGUCCAGGCUGAAAUAGCGAAGGAUAAAGGAACGAAUGCUGCCGGGAGGUUGGACUUUGUUUCAAAACAUGCCGCGAAGAAGUGGAAACAUGAGAGUCAGGAGGUCAAGGAACUUUAUGGUUUUCUAGCCACAUGCGCAAAAAAGGUUCACGAUUACAUGUAUCCGGGGUAUGUUUACCAACCCAAGAGACAAGCGACAACCAAUGAACCGAUGAUUAUGGUACACGAACCCGGUGUGGGUGGUUACAAGUUAAAACAGACGAUGCCAUCUCCCCCACAAACCCCUUUGUCAUCACCCCCGCAAAUGAGAGCGUUGAGAUUCUCUCAGGUUCCCCCGCCACAGACACCACUACCCUCGCCGUUUAAACCCCAACCGAUAUCAGGUCAUUUGUACGAUCAGAGUACGCCAUUCGUGCUGUCACCACCGCCGUCGUUGUCACUUCCUCCUCCAUCAGCACUGGAUAUCAGCGAUGGUGCGAUAUCACUAAAUGCCAUGACAACAUAUGAUCAAGGGAUGUUUCGGAUCGCGGUGCUAUUUUUACUAGCGAAUUCGUGA